AUGUCAACAGUAGAACAAGUAGGAGCUCAAUCGCAGGAGAAGCCAGCGUUGUCUGCCCUCCAGGACCCUCGGUCCACACCAGCUCCGCCGCUUGACAAGGGAGUGGAAGAGCCAGAGAAGCCCUUUGAGCUGGACGAGGUAGCCAAGAGCCUCUAUGUGUACCGUCCAGCACCUCUCAAGAAGAAUCAGAAGACCGAGGGCGCUCUGGAAGGCAUUGCGCCCCCGAGAGUUGUUCUACUCCUGGGUUGGAUGGACGCUCCUCUGCCUCUCCUACUCAAGUACGCAAAGCCGUACGCUACUCUGCUUCCCCAAAGCACCAUCAUGAUCAAGCUCUCCAAUGGCAAAUCGCAUAUGAACACGGACAAAUCCAACUCUCUCAAAGUGCUGCAUCGGCUUCUGGCAGAAGAGACGGCCAAGGAAGACUCUAGACGCAAGCUACGAGAAGAGAUGGGGAGAGUAGAUGCUUCGAGGAGUGGUUUGAGCCUGGAUGUGGAUAAGCGGGAGAAGCAGAAGCAGCAGUUGAGCGAAUCGAAGGUCACGCUUGUGGAGAACGAAAACGAGACCGAAGGGAUGAAGAAGACGGAGGAGGACCAAGAGGUAGAAGAUGCUGCACCUCCCCCCUCUGUCCCACCUUCUCUCCCAGCUCAACCGUAUGGCCUCCUCGUACACUCCUUCUCCGACGGAGGAGGCAAUAACCUCGCUCACCUCCUCCGAACGUCUACACUUUCUCUCACUCCGCGCGCAACGAUCUUCGAUUCCUCUCCCUCAAAGGGCAGGGCAUGGGAGGGUGCUACUGCCUUCACUAUGCCCUUGGCCGCACGGUCGAGGCCCUGGCUCAUACGCGUGCUCCUCAGACAGACAUUCAGGAUCAUCAUCUUCAUGGUCUUCCAAUUCGUCCUCGCUCUGCACAAGUUGAGAGGUCAGGCCAGUCGUAAUGCGCGUAUGAGGACGGCGCUGAACGACCCCAAGCUCUGGCCACGGAAAGCCAUCACAGAGGCAGAAGAUGGGAAGCAAGUCCUGCUCCCACCUAGACUUUACCUCUAUUCAAAGGCAGACGCACUUGUGCCAUAUCAGGCAGUCGAAGAGCACGCAAGGAGAUGCGCAUCAGCCCAAUCUAUUCCUGCGGCGAAAGUCGUCGAUAUGGAAGGGCCUCAUGCAAAGGAGCGAGGAGAGGAGAAGGUGACAGUGCUGGAUGCUCAGGAGAGAAUCGUUCUCCGGAGAUGGACCCAGGCGCCUCACUGCUCCCUCUUAAGGCAUGAUUACGAGGGGUAUAUGGGCGAGGUCAAGAAUUUCUUGCGUCGGAAUUUGAAGCCAGAAGAGUGA
Messenger RNA from Microstroma glucosiphilum, 1323 nucleotides. RefSeq lists its product as hypothetical. The record is from RefSeq and is a predicted model, not a curated record. Bases 1 to 1323 code for a protein of 440 amino acids. NCBI's taxonomy places the organism in Eukaryota, Fungi, Basidiomycota, Exobasidiomycetes, Microstromatales, Microstromataceae. The transcript is spliced from 2 exons.